UUGCUCAGCAGUUGUUGGACAGCAGAGGAUGUUGGGUGUAAUGGCGGUGUUGCGGAGCGAUUCUGGCUCUUUUCUAAUAUUGUUUUGCUGUGUGUGACGAAGGAAAGCGAGUACGUCGCCCCUGUACCCCAAGAGACGGUAUAUUUGAAAUCUUGGUGGUAUCUUCGAUAACGCAUUGGACUGUAAAUCUUUGGAGCGGCUGUGCGAAAGGUGGAUUUGACGUUUCUUGACGAAGGCCCGAAGACUGCCAUCGGCUCCGAGUUGAGAAGGGAAGCCGCGUCUAGAAGCUUUUGAAGGCCCGCUACAGCGAGGAGGGGGGAGGGUUGUGGGUAUGUUGUGCGAGUUUUUGGACUGACAAUGCGACCUUUAACAGACAAGAACGGGUCAUAAGAAGUGACCGCCAAGUGUUUAUGCAUUAAUUGGGGAUAACUCCAAAGCGGCGUUUGUAUGUAUGCAGCAGGCUAGAUUAAACCCCGGAGUCGAAAAGCCAAAGUUGCCUGCAUGUACCUUUCGUGGACACUUUUAUGUGUGGAUCGCUUCAGUGGAACCUGAUUGGAAGACAAACGGUGUCGGCUCUACUUCCGUGAGACAAAGAUCGUCUGGGGCUCGUCGCCUCUUUCCAUGUAAAUAGUCCUGUGGUCGAGCGCAGCAACGGCCACACAUAUUAUCAACACUGCCUCUUUUUGUGGAAAACGUUUUUGUUAUAUAUUGUAGUUAUUUGCAGCUGGAGCUAUUUUUUUCUCAUAAUGUAAAUAUUUUUAUUCUCCAGUGUACAAGUUUUUAAAUCACUUUUUGCACUUUUCAAAAAUAACAAGAUACUCUCCUUCGCAAACGAAAUUUUGUUAUAAAGUCAGUGUAGAUACACGUUUUUAAGUAAAGAAAAUUAAAUGUAUGAAGCCUGAACCUACAGGCAAAAACGCAUCAACUAGUAUUUCUACACGUUUUGUAUGUACCUCCUUCAGAAUAAGAGAAAGUUCGUUUAGUGCAUAUUUUAAUGUUUCUAAACCGUUUUUGUAUAUAGUAAUUAGAAAACUUUUGUUUCAAUUUAUUUUUAUAUUACAAAUACAGGUGCAUUGUUUUUUUAGUGUGACAAGCUUGCACAUCUUCAUCUUCAAAAGUUAGAAUUUUCACUUCAGUGAUCAUGGUUUUGAGUGACUUUUACAUGCUGUUUAUUCUGAAAUGUCACCCUGAUGCUGGCUUUAGUGGUUAAAGUGACAAAAAUCAUUGUGAAAAAUAAUAGAAGACUGGCAACCAAAAGCAGGAAAAAAAAUCCAGAUGUUGGACUGACUGGGUAAAGUCCACCUUCCAACUUAUUUCAUUAAGUAAAUUGCACUUUUUUGGUCUUGUGGAGUGUUGCUGAAGUGUGCUAAGAUAUCAUGGCAUCUGUACCAGUCUACUGUCUCUGCCGACUUCCCUACGAUGUGACCAGGUUCAUGAUCGAGUGUGACGUUUGUCAAGAUUGGUUCCAUGGCAGCUGUGUAGGAGUAGAAGAAGAUAAAGCAACAGAUAUCGAUCUUUACCAUUGUCCAAACUGUCAAGUCACACAUGGACCAUCCAUCAUGAAAAAACGGCGAGGAAUUCAAAAACAAGAUCACUUAGGUGUGAUGAGAGAGAUUAGCCGGCCAGUUCAAACAGGCAGUCAACAGUUUAUCAAGGAACUUCGGAGCAGAACAUUCCCAAGUGCUGAUGAAAUUUUGCUAAAACCUUCUGGGGUUCAGUUGACAGUGGAGUACUUGGAGGAGAAUAGCUUUAGUGUCCCCAUACUGGUCAACAAAAAAGAAGGACUAGGAAUGAACCUACCACCCACCAGCUUCACAGUCAAUGAUGUGGAAUAUUACAUAGGUGCUGACAAGGAGAUUGAUGUUAUUGAUGUGAGCAGACAGGCAGACCUAAAAAUGAAACUUGGCAACUUUGUCCAUUAUUUCAACAGACCUAAUCGGGAUAAAGUGCUGAAUGUCAUCAGCUUAGAGUUCUCUGAUACUAGACUCUCAAAUCUUGUGGAAACUCCCAAAAUUGUUCGGAAACUUUCCUGGGUGGAAAACCUGUGGCCAGAAGAAUCUGUGUUUGAACGUCCCAAUGUACAAAAAUACUGCCUAAUGGGUGUCAAAGAUAGCUACACAGAUUUCCACAUUGACUUUGGAGGCACCUCAGUCUGGUACCACGUUCUACGGGGGGAAAAAAUUUUCUACCUUAUUCGCCCUACAAGUGCAAACCUAGCCUUAUUUGAGUGCUGGAGCUCCUCCUCAAAUCAGAAUGAAAUGUUCUUUGGUGAUCAAGUGGAUAAAUGCUACAAAUGUUCUGUAAAACAAGGACAGACUCUCUUUAUACCAACAGGAUGGAUUCAUGCAGUGCUUACUCCCGUUGACUGUUUAGCUUUUGGGGGAAAUUUUUUGCAUAGUCUCAACAUCGAAAUGCAACUAAGGGCAUAUGAGAUUGAAAAACGAUUGAGUACUGCAGAUUUGUUCAAGUUUCCUAACUUCGAAACGGUGUGUUGGUAUGUUGGCAAGCACCUGUUAGACACUUUCAGAGGCCUGCGAGAGAACAGGAGACAUCCUGCAGCAUAUCUAGUUCAUGGCGCUAAAGCUCUCAAUAAUGCAUUUCGUAGCUGGACACGCAAGGAAGCAUUGUCUGAACAUGAAGAUGAAAUCCCUGAAAAUAUUAAGACUCAACAGUUGGUGAAAGACUUGGCUAAAGAGAUACGUCUUGUGGAGGACAUCUUCCAACAAAAUAUGGGUAAAUCUGGGGCACCUUUUGGUGUACCGAGAGGUCCUCCUUUGACCCAAAAUGCUCCUGGAAAUGUGUUGGUUACUCCUGGUCGUCCACCUGGAAAAAAGAGAGGUCCAAAGCCGAAAGAAACAUCGCUAGCUGCAGCUUCCACUCCAGGCAAGAAAAGAGGUCGCAAAAAGAAAGAAUCAAUAGCCUUGGAUGCAUUGGCAGCUCCUACAACGACGGGUGUUACUGCUGAGCUAGAUGUACUUGAAAUCCAUACCAAGCACACCCUUAAGAAAUACCAGACACCUGAGCAGCAACAUAAGCAAAAGUUUGAUCUGUCUGCAUCAUGUCUGGGAGAACUUGAAGGCGAGAUUGAUGAGAGUAAGCUUCGCCUUGUCCUCACUAAUGGAAAAUCUACAAGCAAAAAAGGGGUGAAGUCAAACUCAGCAUCCAGGAGCUUACAGCCUCUAAUGGGACAGUUUGACAAUAUAAAGGGUCAACUCAGUGGAUUACAAAGCAGCUUUGACUAUGACUCUGAGGAAGACUUACAAAUUGAUGAGACUCCUCGGAGACAGAGAAAGGCAGCACUGAGCAAGAGAAAACUUGCAGGUUUGCCUAGAAAGCUCCCACGUGCCAAGCCUUGUUCAGAUCCGAACCGAAUACGUGAACCCGGAGAGGUGGAAUUUGACAUUGAGGAGGACUACACAACAGAUGAAGAUGCCCUAACAAUAGAAGAUGUUAAAUCAGGAGGAAGUGGAGGGAUCUUGGACCUUCUAAAAGCUAGCAAGCAAGUGGCUGGCCUGGACAGUGCUGCACUAAGUGAGGAAGCACCUGCCUCACCAAGUACAAGAGAAGCCAUUCAGGGAAUGCUAUCCAUGGCAAAUCUACAGUCUUCAUCUUCCUCUGGAGGUGGAGCCUCCUGGUGGGGCAGUGCAAUUGAUAAGGCAGCUGCUGGAGCCACUGCAGGAACUCCAUCCCAUACAUCAAAAGCCGGCAUAAUCCAGAGGCCGGGGAAGCGAACAAUCAGGCGACCAGCUCGUCAUGACAGCGAUGCAGGAGAUGAGAGCUUAGAUGAGCAAGAAACAUUAGGAGCCUGCUUCAAGGAUUCUGAAUACAUCUACCCCUCCUUGGAGUCUGAUGAGGAUGACCUUGCUCUAAAAUCGAAAGCGAAAAGGAAGAAGAACUUAGAUGAUGCACCUUGGAGCCCUAAAGCUCGUGUUACUCCAACACUCCCCAAACAGGACCGCCCAAUCCGAGAGGGAACAAGAGUUGCUUCCAUUGAAACAGGUCUGGCAGCAGCGGCAGCAAAGUUGGCACAACAGGAGCAGCAGAAGACCCCUAAGAGGAAAUAUGUCAAAAAGCGUACUGCUCUGAAAGAGACUGCUGCUCCAGUUCCAGCUGUGGUCCCUUACGCCCAGUGUGAUCUACUUGACAGUGGUAGUACAGAAGGACAGGACACUAAUAUGGAUAUGCUAUCAGAGUCUAGAAUGGAUCUGUAUACAGGCAGCCUGGUUGACCAUGAAUACACUGCAGGGCCUAGUGCUUUUGGUCUGGGGAGUCAAAGAGGGACCACUCCAAUGGCACCAGGGGUGUUUCUGAACCAGAGAAGGAUGUCCACAUCACCUCAAAAUAGUGGGGCAGCUCUUUCAACUUCAUCUACCCCAGGACAAGGCAAACGUCCAAAAAAGGGUUUGGCAACUGCAAAGCAACGACUGGGAAAAAUUCUGAAGAUUCACCGCAAUGGGAAGCUUCUGCUCUGAGAGCUUGUGAUGCUGCACUGCCAGCUCCUCAGUCCUGACCGAUGCUCCAGGCUUGGAGAUAGACUGAGCCUAUAUGGUUGACAUGAUGAGAUGCAGCAUCAGUACUCCCUAUGGCCGUCCUUGCGCAGUGUGAUACAUUUCUUUUCAUACACAGUGGAUUAAAACAGGCAAAUUGAUUGAAGCAUAUUUUCAUUUAUUUUUGCGGACUGGCUUUUUGUUGCGAUUUCUUUGUCUAUAAAAUAUGAAAGCAAGAAAAUAGACUUAUAGGAUGAUUUAAUUUAAAUGAUUGAAGAAACUGCCAGAUAUGUCUUGGUGUCUUUCAGGCUGUCUUCUUGAAGAUGACAGUUUUGUUAGGUGAUGAUAAUCUUUGUUUUUAGGAAGGUUAUAAAAAUGCUUAAAUGUAAAGCUUUCAAAGAGCUCACUUGCCUGCUUUUUGUGAGCCUCAUAAGACCUUGGAGAGGUCUUUUGAUUCAUAGCAUGUUGCUUUUACAGUUAAAAAUUAAAAAAAAAAUGACAGGCUUUUCAGGUCCAGCUUAAAAAAAUAAUUUGGUUGUGAACUGUUUAUUUGCUCUCAGCAGGAGCAGGUUUCCCUUUGUUUCUUUAUACUUCAAACAUCCACUGAUAGAGUGGGGAAUUUAAACAAAAUUUUCUAUUUUGCAGAAAUUUAAAUUUAAUUGAAUGGCAGUAAUGGCAGCCUUUCUCCUGAUCCUUUUUACUUAACCAUUUUGAGAGGUGGGUUACAGUGACUUGGCCUUAGUUUAUUCUGCUUCAGUGGCAGCAUAAAGCUGCCUUUGCCUUGGAGUUGCUUGCGUGGUCCAUUCCUGGUCCUUUAUUUAUAAAGGAGUCCCAUUGGCAAAACCAAAAACCAAACUGACCUUGAGAAUGAGCGAUACAGUGUGGUUCCACUCCAGCAUACCUUUGCUGUUGCCUGUGUCUCAUCUUCUAUCUUGUGUAAAAACAUUUGUUAACAGCUUGUACAGUUUCUUUUUUUAUAUAGUCUUCUGAAUAUAAUCUCAGGCAAUAAUGGACUGAGUCACUAACGUGGAGUGGGGAUGAAGGAAUAGGAGGGCAGGCACUGCAGCACAGCAGAUACCAUUCUUCCCAAAGUCUGCUUAUUUGUGACUCAACCACUCCUACCCCAGUCAGUAACUUUUACUCUAAAAAGCAAUAUUUUAACAAGAUAUUAUACAAGCUACUGCACACAACAUAGCAUGACUUACAAAAAAUUAACUUUCUACCAUUUGCAUUGUGCCAGUGCAAACAACAAUGUUUAACAAGGGGCACGUAAAAGUACCGAAGGACUAGCUGGUUAUGUGUUUGCUGGAAUUCAUCUCGGCUUUUCUACAUGCAGGUAGGCAUAGAAGUGAAACAAGCACUUAGGAUAGUGUGCUGUUUUGAACAUCUGGCAGAUAGCUGUUCAGGAUCCCAUGAGGCAUCACUUUAAUUUGUGGAAGGUAGUAUAUCCCAUCAGCAAUAGCAAAACGCUGAUUCACUGUACUUUAUAACACAGCAGACCAAUUCUGGAGAAUAUUGCGAAUUGCUCAGUGCACUUACUAGCAAGAGCCAUCAAGCUGCCUGCAUGCCCCAGCAGCAAUGCCGUGUUGAAUGCCUGCCUUCCUGUUACUACGUUUUUGUGGAAUGGCAUUUGAAGGGGGUGGGGUGGGGGGGGGGAUAUAGGCUAACAUUUUUUUUAAAUUUUGUGUUAAAUCUUCAUAGCUGAAAAAAUUGUGGAAGAUUUUUUUUAUUAGUUACCUAUUUUUUAAAAAAAACAAGAAAAUUGAAAAACAAUUGUUAAAAUAUUUUAGCUGAACUAUUUGUUACCAUUGUUGUAUUUUUUAUGCUGAGAUGUUUAUUUUGCAGCCUUGCCCAGUAUGCUCCAUGCUUGGGGUGUGUGUUUGUGUGUUUUUGUUUCAGUUUGGUUUUGUUUUGUUUUUUUUGUUUUUUUGUUUUGUUUGUUUUUUUUUUUGUCCUUCAUAAAUUAUUAAUGAAAGGAGAAAAAGACCCCAUUUUGUGAUUCUUGUUGGGUCAAAGCCCCUGGUGUUUUGCCAGGAAUGUCAUUACAAAUAGCUCUGCUUCCAAAUUGGUGGAAAUGGAAUUUGAAUUUCAGAUAAAGGGGUACGGCUCCUCAUUUUUGAGGCUGCAAUCCAGUAUCCAUGUUCUUUGUUGUACAUGUUCAGUCUGGCUGUCCCUUUUUGUACUAGUGAUUUCAGACACUUUUGUUCACUUUAGAAAUGAUUGUGUUAAAUGAGUUUAUAUUUCACUCUGUUAAAACAAUGUAGCCAUUUAAUAAACACAACUAUCUAAUAGAAA
This is a messenger RNA of Erpetoichthys calabaricus (reedfish), 6782 nucleotides long. It is a transcript of the gene phf8, whose product is annotated as PHD finger protein 8. Gene Ontology annotation, biological process: regulation of transcription by RNA polymerase II; protein demethylation. NCBI's taxonomy places the organism in Eukaryota, Metazoa, Chordata, Cladistia, Polypteriformes, Polypteridae. The coding region runs from base 1377 to 4472 and encodes 1031 amino acids. The transcript is spliced from 21 exons. Gene Ontology annotation, molecular function: histone demethylase activity; transcription coregulator activity. The record is from RefSeq and is a predicted model, not a curated record.